CUUCUAGAAUUGUGAAGGAAGUCGAGUGUUGUGACUAAAGAACGAGAUGUCGCACCGCAAAGCAGCUACCGGAAUUGUCAGAGACACUGAAGCAGAGGACGGAAGUGCUGAAGAAAGUGAGCAGCUAGUAGUAGAGACCAUCUGCAGCCGCGGCUCGGCAUCUAGUGAAGCCAUGAUAAAAGAGGACAAGGUUGAGCUGACCAACAUCUACGGGGCAUAUGGUCCGUUCCAACGAAUCGUGUUCCUCUUUGCCGUCACGAUCAGCAUGUUUGGCGCAUACCACAACCUCAUCAUCACGGCCGUGGCACAAAUUGACCACUGGUGCGCAAAGCCCGAGGCCUUUGAGAACAUGACCGACGACGAGUGGAAGCAGCUGGCCAUUCCCAAGGAAAUGAGGCAAGGGCAAGAGCGCUACAGUCAGUGCGAGGAGUACGAUUUCGAAACCAAUACCACGGUGAAGUGCAACUCCUGGGAGUACGACCACAGUCACUACAAGCGCACCGUUGUCGAUCAGUGGGAUCUCGUGUGUUCAAGAAGCUGGCUUGUCUCUCUCAGCCAGUCUGUGUACAUGGCAGGCUACAUGACAUCCAUGAUCAUUUUUGGACAACUCUCUGACAGAGUUGGAAGGCGCACCGUGAUCUGCAUUGCCCUUACCAUUCUACUUACUGCCGGGUUCUCAACACUCCUCUCCAAGACGUUCAUCGCCUUCAUUUCCUUGCGUUAUUUCGUCUCGCUCGGCGUCUCUGGAGUGGGUGCCACAUCAUUUGUCCUGCUGAUGGAAGUCACUGGUCCAUCCACACGGUCAUUCUUUGGCCUGGCUUAUGAAUUUGGCUGGGCCACUGGUUACCUGGUGUUAGCACUGGUUUCCUACCUCAUCAACGACUGGUUCUAUGUCCAGCUGGUGGCCAUGAUAGCAGCGCUAGUACUCGUCAUUGGCUAUUGGGUUCUCCCCGAAUCUCCACGAUGGCUGAUGGCCAACAAGAAGUUCGACCGAGCUCACAAAUUGAUCAUGGAGGCUGUGGAACGCAACGAGAAGGACAAGGACGAGGCAGAGCUCAAGUUUCAGCUGCUGAAGAAAGAGAUCGAGAAGGAGGAGCCAAAGCAUGUGUUUGGUAAAGCAACGGUAUUCGACCUGCUCAAGACGCCUGUGCUCAGAAGGCGCACACUCAUUCUCUAUGCCUGCUGGUUUGUCAAUUCAUUCACCUACUAUGCCAUGUCACUCAAUACCAAUGACCUGGGAGGCAACCCAUACCUCAACUUUGCCAUCGCUGGCGCUGUGGAGUUUCCAGCCUACGCCAUCUCCAUAUGGGUAAUCCAGAAGAUGGGACGGCGCUGGUCGCAGAGCGGAUGCAUGCUGUUGGCGGGAACGUCCUGCAUUGUCACCAUCUUCUUCUCGGGAGAGACCCUCUGGGUGAAGAUAACGUUUGCCAUGUUCGGCAAGUUUCUGAUCACGGCCUCCUAUGGCAUCCUGUACGUCUACUCGGCCGAGAUCUACCCCACUGUAGUGCGUAAUGUUGGGGUCGGCUCGAGCUCUACCAUCGCUCGAUUCGGUGCCAUCAUCGCCCCUUUCGUAAAGGAGCUGGGCCAUGCUACGCACGAGAAUGUGCCGUUCGGUGUUUACGGCGCCAUCUGCAUCGCAAGUGGCCUUACCGUGCUCUUGCUGCCCGAGACCCGAGGAGCUCAGCUGCCGGACAGCGUGAUGGAAGGAGAACAAUUUGUUGGGCCGCAACAAUCAAAGUCACAGGACAAGGUGCCAGAAGAGGGGGCGAAAUAACAAAGCCAAGCAGGAUAGUCCGAGGACGAGAUUGUAAGGGAGGGCAUUGUCUAGAUACUCAUAUGCAAGGCAAAGCAUGUAUAUACUGUAACUAGUCUCACUGUAUUUUUUUCUAUUUGCUUUACACCAUAAUCUUGCAAAUGAAUAAACUGUACAGGUGUCUCUUAACUUAAA
Rhipicephalus microplus (southern cattle tick) is the source of this 1948-nucleotide messenger RNA. RefSeq names its product organic cation transporter protein-like. Gene Ontology annotation, cellular component: membrane. Lineage: Eukaryota; Metazoa; Arthropoda; Arachnida; Ixodida; Ixodidae. Gene Ontology annotation, biological process: transmembrane transport. Gene Ontology annotation, molecular function: transmembrane transporter activity. The record is from RefSeq and is a predicted model, not a curated record.